Messenger RNA from Rhagoletis zephyria (snowberry fruit fly), 675 nucleotides. The record is from RefSeq and is a predicted model, not a curated record. NCBI's taxonomy places the organism in Eukaryota, Metazoa, Arthropoda, Insecta, Diptera, Tephritidae.
AUGAACCAGGCGCGCCUGGUGGGCGACAGCAUGGAGUUCGCCCGCCUCUCCAACGAGUCGCACACGCUCUUCAAGCGGCACGGCGUCAAUCCGAUCAAGGCGAUGCUCGCUCCGAUGGCGCAGAUUCCCCUCUUCCUCACCUUCUUCCUCACCCUCCGGCGGAUGGCCAACUACCCGGUGGAGUCGCUGAAGGAGGGCGGCUUCAGCUGGGUGGUCGACCUCUCCAUACCCGAUCCCUUCCUGGUGCUGCCCGUCGUCACCGCCCUCUCCCUCUGGGUCACCCUGGAGCUCUCAUUUAGAUCGGGCCUGAACCCGAAUCAGACGCCAAUCUUCAAGUACGGCGCCCGCAUCGUGCCCCUGGUGACGCUCGCCUUCACCUACGACUUCCCGGCGGCCAUUCUGAUGUACUGGUGCACCAACAACGCCCUCUCCAUUCUGCAGGUGGCCGCGCUGAAGCAGCCCGCCGUGCGCACCUUCCUCAACAUACCGCAGAUCAAGGUCAACCCCGCCCGGCUGCCCGUCAACCAGAAGUCCUUUAAGAAGCACUUCAAGGAGACGAUGGAGAACGCAAAGAUCAACAAGAUGAUGGAGGAGCGGAAGACGAUCGACGAGAUUACCUUCAAGAAGGCGGGCAUUGGGCCGCUGAAGAAGACCUUCAAGGAGGAUCCGACACGG